GGUCCCCCUCACCAGCAGAGUCCUCUGUCGUCCUGCCGCAGCUGCUGCACUCAAACGUAACGUGAUUCCUCUGUUUCUCUGCAGCCCUGCCCCGUCUUAAAAAGGCCUGCAACUACCUCAACCCAAAAAUAACUGCUCCUGGAAGCGGUGCUGGGGCAACCUCCCGGCUUCAGACCGCUAAUUUAACCCAAUUAAGACGAGCGGAGAGCCGAGGAAAGCUACGUUUGGUGGUUUUGAAAGAAAGUCACGUCGCUUUCGGCAUGUCUCUCCACGGCAUUUGGCCCCCAUGUAGCAUAUUUUCUCAGGUCUGAGAAAAAGACGCCACGAUGGGCAACGAGGACACCCUCGAGGAUGUGUUUGUUGCUGUGCUUCGUCCGAAGAAUCAAGUCAGCCUGAGCUCGAAAGAAUACAGAGCCAAAGCCUAUGAGAUCCUUUUAAAAGAAGUGCCUUUAGAGGGGAAGGAGAAGAAAAGAAAGAAAGUCCUUCUGGCAACAAAGCUCAAAGCAGGAGGAGACAAAUCCAAAUCCAUAUUGGAUUAUGUUGAUGAAACGAUCAAACCGCUCUCCAGUAACCAAAGCUGCGCUGGAAAGCGUGUGGUGCACAUGAAGAAAUUUAUUCUUGAAGGUGACAAUGAAGGGAAAGAAGCCUCACUUUUUGUUGUACCAGUCAGUGUUAAAGACAACAGCAAGCCUGUCCACAGCCCCGGGAGCCCCAGCUUUUACUGCUUCCACGACAUAAUGCGGGUGUGCAGUGAGACCAGCACUCACUUCUGCUCCGUCACCUCCAAGAUGCUCCUGGCUUUAGACAAAUGGUUAGCAGAGCAGCACACUGUGCCUCAUGCCAUCCCUGCUUUAUUCAGACCAGCACCCGUGGAGCGGGUGAAGACCAACGUAAGCAAUCCGGCUUACAGCAGCGAGGGCAAACUGAGUGAUGAGGGUCUGCACAUGGGCUACACUGCUCUGGAGAUCAAGAGCAAGAUGAUGUCCCUGGAGAAGGCUGACAUGUGCAUCCUGAAUCCACUCUACGGCUCAGAUCUGCAGUACACCAACAGGGUGGACAAAGUUAUCAUCAACCCAUACUUUGGGCUUGGGGCACCAGACUAUUCCAAGAUCCAGAUCCCCAAGAGGGAGAAAUGGCAGCAUGGACCCAACUGUGUGACAGAAGACAAGGAUCACCAGUGGGUGGACGACUUUCCUCUCCACCGCAGCGCCCUGGAAGGAGACACUGAGCUGAUCUCUAAGCUUCUGGACAGCGGUUUCUCAGUCAAGCAGCUGGACAACGAUCACUGGGCUCCCAUACACUAUGCCUGCUGGCACGGUAAAGUUGAGGCAACCAAGCUGCUGCUGGAGAAGGGUAACUGUAAUCCCAACCUGCUGAACGGCCAGCUCAGCUCCCCCCUGCACUUUGCAGCCCGAGGAGGCCACGCAGAGAUCGUCCAACUGCUGCUGCAGCACCCUGAGAUCGACCGGCACAUAGAAGACCAGCAGAAGAGAUCGCCGCUCCAAGUGUGCGAGGAGAACAAACAGAACGAGUGGGAGGAGACUGUGAAACUUCUGCAGCAAGCCAACAGCAAACCAUACGAGAAGGUGCGCAUCUACCGCAUGGAUGGCUCGUAUCGCUCCGUAGAGCUCAAGCAUGGCAACAACACAACUGUGCAGCAGAUCAUGGAGGGGAUGCGUCUGUCUCAGGAGACCCAGCAAUACUUCACCAUCUGGAUCUGCUCAGAGAACCUCCACCUGCAGCUGAAGCCGUACCACAAACCCCUGCAGCACCUCCGGAUCUGGACUGAGAUUGUGACAGAUCUCACAGUGCUGGAUCCUCAAAGGGAAACGCCACAGCUCUUCCUCCGCAGGGAUGUCCGACUGCCCCUUGAAAUUGAGAAAAAGGUGGAGGAUCCCCUGGCCAUCCUUAUCCUGUUUGACGAGGCCCGGCACUGCCUUCUCAAGGGCUUCUUCCCUGCUCCAGACAACAAGCUGAUCACACUGGCCAGCCUCCUCCUGCAAAUCAUCUAUGGCAACUAUGAGAGUAAGAAGCACAAGCAAGGGUUCCUCAAUGAGGAAAACCUCAAAUCAAUCGUGCCGAUAUCCAAGGUGAAAAGCAAAGCAUACCACUGGACCAACAGGAUUCUUCAUGAGUAUAAAGCUCUGAGCACCAGCGAGGGGGUCAGUAAAGAGAUGCACCACCUGCAGCGGCUCUUCUUGCAGAACUGCUGGGACAUCCCGACCUACGGAGCAGCUUUCUUCACAGGCCAGGUCUACACCAAGGCCAGCGCAAGCAACCACAAAGUCAUCCGUGUCUACGUGGGGGUGAACACAAAGGGACUGCAUCUCAUGAACAUGGAAACUAAGGUCCUUCUCAUCAGUUUAGAGUAUAGCACGUUUAUAUGGCAGCUUGGACAUGCAGACCAGUAUUUCCAGAUACACAGUGGUGACAACAAAAUGAACUUCAUCGUGCACACAAAACAGGCUGGCCUUAUUGUGAAGCUCUUAAUGAAACUGAGUGGGCAGAUAACUCCAAAUGAGAAAGGCAUCACAGACAAAUACGCCUAUGGCUGAAAACUGUUGAAGAAACCACCUGCCAAAAAAAUUCCCAGUUCGGGUUGUUUGUUCCGACCAUCAUCUGACUGCAGUAACUCUGGAAAGCCUCUCCACAAGAGCCUCAUUUUGUACAACUGGCUUAGUGAUAUACUUCACAUUCUCUAUUUUAAUGUUUCCUGGAUUUUGAUGGCAUGUAAAUAUGUUUAUUAUUUAAUAAAGUGAUUGAUUGUA
Pundamilia nyererei is the source of this 2768-nucleotide messenger RNA. RefSeq names its product KRIT1 ankyrin repeat containing (gene krit1). Gene Ontology annotation, biological process: cell redox homeostasis; regulation of establishment of cell polarity; negative regulation of angiogenesis. Gene Ontology annotation, molecular function: protein binding. The record is from RefSeq and is a predicted model, not a curated record. Gene Ontology annotation, cellular component: cytoskeleton; plasma membrane. Bases 327 to 2555 code for a protein of 742 amino acids. NCBI's taxonomy places the organism in Eukaryota, Metazoa, Chordata, Actinopteri, Cichliformes, Cichlidae. The transcript has 17 exons.